ACAGAACGUCAACCUCCAUGCAGUGCCAGGAGCUCCUCGUGUGGGGCCUGAGCUUGGCGAUGAUCCUGGUUGGGGUGAUGCACUUUAUAUGUCUCAUGAAGUCUCAUGCUGCCUACGGCCGCUACGUGGACACCUCGGGCAGCUCCAUGAUGGUGCCCGCAAGGCUAGCCUGGUUCCUCCAGGAGCUUCCUGCUCUGCUGGUUCCCCUGCUUUUGAUGCUGACCACGGAUGGAAACAAUGGCACCGGGAGACACCUGAUGCUCUGGACCUUCUGCCUGCACUACUUCCAAAGGAGCUGCAUCUACUCCCUGCUGACCAAAGGGCGGCCGUAUCCGCUUAACAUCAUGCUGUCAGGGAUUGUGUUUUGCUCUAUUAAUGGCUUCCUGCAGGCACACUAUCUGCUGCACUGUGCUACAUUUCACAACAUGUGGUUUUCCGAUGCCUGUCUACUAGCCGGUCUGAUCAUAUUUUUCAUAGGAAUGGGAAUAAAUAUUCACAGUGACCACAUUCUCCGCAGCCUGAGAAAACCUGGAGAAAUUUCCUAUAAAAUCCCGAGAGGCGGUUUGUUUGAGUAUGUGUCUGGAGCAAAUUUCUUUGGGGAGAUUGUAGAGUGGCUGGGCUACGCUGUUGCUACCUGGUCUUUACCCACAUUUGCUUUCGCUUUUUUUACAAUUUGCUUCAUAGGCCCAAGAGCCUAUCACCAUCACAGGUUCUAUAAUGAGAAGUUCAAAGAUUUUCCCAGAUCAAGAAGAUCUCUCAUACCCUUCAUCUUCUGA
Molecule: messenger RNA, 776 nt
Organism: Sinocyclocheilus anshuiensis
Lineage: Eukaryota; Metazoa; Chordata; Actinopteri; Cypriniformes; Cyprinidae
Product: 3-oxo-5-alpha-steroid 4-dehydrogenase 2-like
Exons: 5
Coding region: 18-776 (252 amino acids)
Biological process (GO): steroid biosynthetic process
Cellular component (GO): membrane
Molecular function (GO): 3-oxo-5-alpha-steroid 4-dehydrogenase activity
Source: RefSeq, a predicted model, not a curated record